Papaver somniferum (opium poppy) is the source of this 396-nucleotide messenger RNA. RefSeq names its product H/ACA ribonucleoprotein complex subunit GAR1-like. Lineage: Eukaryota; Viridiplantae; Streptophyta; Magnoliopsida; Ranunculales; Papaveraceae. Bases 1 to 396 code for a protein of 131 amino acids. The record is from RefSeq and is a predicted model, not a curated record. The transcript has a single exon.
AUGACUUCCCAACUCCCAUUCGGCGAGAUGACUAUGACUCCGGAUGAUGCAAAGGCAAUCACCGGUCUUGCUUUGGAAGGAAAGGUUGUGUAUGGGGGUUUCAACAGUUCUCUACCUUAUGAUGCGCUUUAUGUCUUGGCUAAACACUGUCUUGGAUGGAGCAAAGAUCAAACGGAAGAAGAGAUUGGUUAUGGAGUUGCGCCCCGUGAGCAAGCUCCAUCAAAACAAGGAAAAGGUGGUCGAGGUGAAAAAGGAGGUCGUGCUGGAACAAGUGUUCGAGGUGGAAAAAAAGGAGGUCGUGCUGGAACAACUACUGCUCGAGGUGGAACAAGUGCUGCUCGAGGUGGACGUGGUGGAGGUAAAAAGACUCCUACUCAAGCUGGCAAAGGAAAAUGA